Molecule: messenger RNA, 4286 nt
Organism: Nematolebias whitei (Rio pearlfish)
Lineage: Eukaryota; Metazoa; Chordata; Actinopteri; Cyprinodontiformes; Rivulidae
Product: FYVE, RhoGEF and PH domain-containing protein 5-like
Exons: 22
Coding region: 43-4260 (1405 amino acids)
Cellular component (GO): cytoplasm
Molecular function (GO): guanyl-nucleotide exchange factor activity; metal ion binding
Source: RefSeq, a predicted model, not a curated record
GCGUUUUGCGGACGGGAUGCUGGAGGUGGCAGCGUCGCCAAAAUGAACACAGACUGCACCCAGCCAUCAGUUGCUCCAAAGCCAAGAUUUGUUUGUCACGCCAGCCAGAAGUUGCCUUCCCCUCUCCUGUCUGCAGCCAGGGGUCCCAAACCCUCUGUAGCCCCAAAACCCAAAGUCACACUGCUGCUAAAUGACAACCAGGGAGGGUUCAGUAAUGGCAGUGUGGUGACUUUAAAUGGUGGGGUUGAUGGACGAUGUGAGAUACAAAAUGGCCUAAACAAUGGAGUUAUUACCGCAUUGCCCGGAGAGAAACAAUUAAACGGCUACACCCUGGAGUCGCCAAACACUGAUUUAAAGAUGUUAUCAAAGGGGUCACUGGAAAGAUGGGUGACAGAGGAGGAAGAAGACCAAGAUGCUGUUCAGAAAAUGGAUGAGGACUGGAGAUUAACUGACAGUACCUUGACGGAGGAAGCUGACUCUCUGAAAAAAACUCUCUGGGUUAGCGAUGACAGACUCACAGCUGAUUCCGAAGAGAUAAUUGACACGGAUGUGACGGAGGACAUGGAUGCUGAGGGUUGUGGUGCCGGCGAGGCGCUGGCCGACGCAGAAGGCCUCUCAGGAGGAGACAUUUCUGUUAAUAGCACUGAUGAGGAAGCUCGGUGGUAUUUUGCUGCCAAUCAAAAAGCGAAGAAGGAAGAUGGAAGUACGGCAGACGACUUUUCAGAGUCUUCUUUAGAUGAGCUGGGGAUCCUUGUCAAAGGAACUUCAAUGGACACUGAUGCAAAAUGUGUUUUUUUAACAGAAAGAGAAGAUAAUAAAAAAAAUGGAAGAGGAGAGGGUUGGCGGGACAUUUGUUUUUAUAACACCAUCCCUGAUAAUCAGAAACAGUAUACAACAAGGAGACAUUUAGCAUUGGAGGUGGAUCGAGCUCAUGAGCCUCUUUACAUCUGUUCAGAGGACAUUAUAAACAGCGAUCUGAGGCUGGAGAGUACGCUCUCAGUUUUGACUGGGAAAUAUGAAGAAACAGUAGAAAAUGAACAAAUAGAGGACAGCUUAGACUUUGGUAGCAUUGAUGAAUAUGGAUACGAGGUUUAUGAACUGGAGGAUGUGUUGAACCAUUUGGACAGCGAGUCAAGUUUCAAACAGGUAACGAUCACAGUGCCAACCAACACCGCCUUGACGUCGUCUCUCUCUGAGGGUCAGCUGCUGUCCCCAAAUGACUCUGAUGUCUUCAGAGACCAGGAUGACCUUGAGGGUUGCAUUGUGCCAUUUCUGGAUGAGACCACCGAUACAGAGCAUGACAUCAGUGAGGAUCAUGUCUAUGACGAGCCAGGGAAAGCUUCACGUGUUGGGAAUGUCUUUCACUUCGAUGGCAAGCCUGUCGGGAUUCGAUCACACUCUCUGUCACACCGGAUUACCAAUGCUGUGGAGAGUAAGGGAGUGCAGUUUUUACAGAAAACCUAUCUGAGUGGACUUGGACAGCCUACGUUAAGCAGCAGCCCAAUGUUGAGCUCACCGCGACACAGGAGCUACUCUAAACCACAGUAUUUGUCUCUAUACCCCCGCUCCCUCUCCAUGGAGGGCCAGGACACUUCACUGUGUAUCUACAGGGAUGGACUCCAGAGACAUAAAGAUGCCAUGUUCUCAUCUGAAAGCUUCUCUAGGUGCUCUCCUCUGUCGUCCAGUGCUCUGUCCACACCUACAUCUCUGGUGGAUAUUCCUCCUCCUUUUGAGCUAUCCUACAUCACCAAGAAGCCUAUUACAAAAAGUUCCCCCUCACUACUCACUGGGGCAGACUUGGCAGAGAAAAACAGGAAAAAGAAGUCCUCUAUAAAGCGCUUCCUGAUGCUUAAGUUUGGAUGGAAAUCAGAACACAAGCAAGUGGUAGAAGGCAAGCCACCCUCUUCAAAGUCCUCAGCUGAGUCCAGCUUCUGCUCACCAGGCAGACGGCUGGAUUUAGACAGACAGAGCGUCGGUAGCUCGCCACAACUAAACUCAUGGUCAGUUAGCAAGCUUCAUAUUUCACCCGAGCCAGCUUCCACCCUCCUGUUGUACAAUGAAAGCAGAAGAAGAGGGAACUCCGUGGCCUUCCUUAAUCGCAGCGUUGUCCGGGUGGAGUCAUUUGAGGACCGCUCACGUAUCUCUUUUGCUGCUCUUCCUCUGACCAAGCCACGCUCCAUCUCUGUCCCCAACACAGAUACCUCAGAUUAUGAGAACGUUCCUCCCAUCAGCUCAGACUAUGAGAAUGUUCAGGUGCCACAGCGGAGGCCUGUGCCUCAGCCACAGUUUACAGACUUCUUCAACUGUUCCAGUCGGGUUGCGUCUUCUGCCAACGAGACAGACGGUUAUGUGGACAUGAGCAGCCUCCCUGGGUUUGACAAGAAAAAUCAGUUAACUGAGGAAACAGAAAGUGCCUACACAGAAGCCUAUAAGGUGUGUACUGUAGCUGCUGCUCCACAGAUUGGUCACGUUGUCGAUGUUCGAGAGACGAUGUGCGAGGAAGACCAAGGACGCACUUCAGAUGAGGAAGAUGGUGCAUUAGACAUCAACUAUGACAGACAGCCCGACGGUCGAUCCAGAGCCUUUUACAUUGUGAAAGAGCUGGUGGAUACUGAGAGACUACAUGUGAAGGGGCUCAAACUGCUGCAGAAGGACUUUCGGGAAGCAGUGGGGACUGCAGUGGGGGACGAUGGGCAGCCUGUGUUGGAUGACGAGAGACUCAGAGAGAUUCUCAAUGAGCUGCCUGAUGUUUACAGUCUGCACCGCAAAAUCCUCACAGAGCUGGAGAGUCGAGUCAGACACUGGGAGGACGGCCAAAAAAUUGCUGACAUCUUCCUAACGAGGAAAGCAGAGUUCUUGGUCUUCACCACUUACAUCGGCCACUUCGACCGGAGCAUAAGUUUACUGGAGGACAGCUGCCGGACUUCACCUGCCUUUGCAGCCAUUGUUCAAAAGUUUGAGGAGAAAAGCCCAGGUGGGGACAGAGUUUCCUUCAAACAGCAGCUCCUGCACGUCAUCGUGCGCGUGGCUCAGUAUCGCAUGAUUCUCACUGAUUAUCUGAACAACCUCUCUCCUGAUUCCAAGGAGUAUGAAGACACCCAAGCUGCUGUAGCUGUCGUGUCUGACAUUGCAGAUCAGGUCAAUGACAGCUUAAAACACGGGGAGAACCUGUUGCGUCUGAUCAACAUAGCGUACAGUGUGCGUGGCCAGCGUGACCUGCUUCAUCCUGGCAGGGUUUUUGUGAAAGAGGGCACCCUGAUGAAGGUCAGCAGGAAGAGUCGCCAGCCCCGCCAUUUGUUUUUGAUGAACGACGUGCUGCUCUACACCUACCCUCAGCAGGACGGGAAAUACAGACUGAAGAACACGUUACCUCUGACAGGGUUAAAGGUCAGUAAACCCAAUAUACAAAAUGUCCAACAUGCACUAAAGAUAGAAGAAACUGACAUCUCCAUCAUUUUGUCUGCCAGUUCUUUCCUUGAAAGAGAGGACUGGUUUUACACCCUGAACCGCACCGUGACUGAACACACAAGAGGCUCGGCGGCUCUCAGAAGCUGCUCAGGAGAGGCCAGAGAUCGUCUUGGUCUGUCCCUGGGAGAAAAAGCGCCCACACUUGUUCCUGUCUCACAAGCCGUGAUGUGCAUGAACUGCACUGCAGAUUUCAGCCUCACUCUUCGCAGACACCACUGCCACAGCUGUGGACGAAUUGUUUGUCGAAGCUGCUGCAGAAACAAGUAUCCACUGAAGUACAUGAAAGACCGCAUGGUCAAAGUAUGUGAUCACUGUUACAACGAGCUGAAAAAGAGAGGAGGAGAUGUAUCUGUGCUCUCAGGAAACAGCAGCCCUCGGGUGACCCGCUCCAGCCGUCCGUUCUCCACUGUAUUUCAAAACAUCCAUCCUCCCAAUAUUUGGCGACAUCGCAAAGGCACAGCCUCCUUCACUCAGGUAACCGUGCCAGAAGAAGGCUCCAUCAGCGGCACUCUACAGCGAAGCAAGAAGAGCAAAAAGAACUGGAAGAGGCUGUGGUUCCUUCUAAAAGACAAGGUGCUUUACACCUACCGAGCCCAAGAGGAGAAAGUAGCAUCAGAAAGUUUGCCUCUUCUGGGUUUCACUGUGAAGCUAUCUGACAAGCAGGGGGGCGACGAGGCGGACAAUGUCUUUCAGCUUUACCACCAAAACACUUUGUAUUACUCCUUUAAAGCUGAAGAUAACUUCACAGCCCAGAGGUGGGUAAAUGCAAUGGAGGAAGCUACAAACUUAUAGGAUCAACCUUUGUGCAGCCUCCUUUA